This is a messenger RNA of Uranotaenia lowii, 6590 nucleotides long. RefSeq lists its product as uncharacterized. The record is from RefSeq and is a predicted model, not a curated record. Gene Ontology annotation, biological process: proteolysis. NCBI's taxonomy places the organism in Eukaryota, Metazoa, Arthropoda, Insecta, Diptera, Culicidae. Gene Ontology annotation, molecular function: aspartic-type endopeptidase activity. The transcript has 2 exons. Bases 2537 to 4072 code for a protein of 511 amino acids.
UCCAUUGAAAACUUUAAUUUCAUUAUUUCUUUACUUUUACUUUAACUUUAAUUUAAUAUUUCAGAUAAUUUGUAUUAUCAUUGAGAUUUCAAUAACAUUGUCUGCUGUUUGAGAACUGUUCUUUUGAUGAUUUUUACGUGUUAUACGAAGUUCCGCAAUAGUAUUCCCUAAAAUAUCAUACUUAAAGGAAAGGAUACUAAUUGUCACGGCGCGCCUCCAUCAUAUGAAAUUUCGAUAUUUUUUCCGUGUAGAUGGCUAACAACAGAUAGCAAAGGCUGUGCGAAAGAACCUUUAAAGUUGUCAGGAAGUAGUUCGGAGAGAUUUCUCUAAAAGAAGAAUAAGCGACUACUGAUAGAAGCAUUUUGUGAAGAUAGAGCGCCAGAUUUAUUGAGCAGUUACUUUUUUAUACAAAUUUAAGGCCAUUCUUGGAUGAUUAGUUAGACCACGUCACGUGAAAGGUAACCGCAUCUGAAAAGAGAAAAAACCAAAAGAAUUAAAUUACUAAAUAAUUUGUAAAAUACUCCGAAUAGGCAAGUGGAAACGAUUGCACAACGUUGUGAUAUAAGUACUACGUCUUUCGAGCAAUCCGCGAUCAAAGUAAGAUUACAUAUUGUUUAAAAGUUGAUAUCAAAUGAAUAUUUAUGAUGAUUUCACAUCAGGCUUCCACUGUGCAAGUUAUUUAACCGCAACCAGCGUCCAGCAGUAACAGAACCAAAACGGCGUCAAAGGCGUCGGCUUUAAGAAGAUCGUUGCUAUAGUUACCAGUCGGUAGCAUACAAGUGAGGUUACCUUAAAAGAAUGUAAACAAACAAAAUUAUUAUCUUGCAAUCACUAUUUAGGAACAUCUUAUUAAGCCGCAUACAGAAUUUAGAAGAGCAGGAGUAUAAAUAGAGAAAAUUAGUAAACGUAAGUAACUUACCUAUGAGAUUUAGCCAUAAGUUAAACAAUGAAAUCGUUACAGGAAUUUUUUAAUAUAUUGUAUAUUAAAAACUCGGAAACAACUCUACAUCACUCUUCUAAAAUCCACACUAAUCAUUCUAGUUUAAAUCGGACUUAUAAGUAUUCCACUAGCGAUCAUUCACAGCAAGAAAAAAUCGUGUAAUUUUAGACCGAAAACGAUGCACGAAAACGGAACAUCGAUUUUGAUGUAAAAUUCUAUCACGAUGUAAUUUUUUCAAGAAUGUAAUUUUUGAGGCGUGUAAAUUUAGAUCGAAAACAAUGCACGAAAUCGGACGACGAAAGCCGUCGUGUAAAAAUAUACGGGGAUGUAAAUUUUAAGAUUUAUUAUCGUAAAUAUUAGAAAUCUUUGCUAAAUAUUCAGGUUUUGCUGUUGUCUAUGAAUGAAUACGCUGCUUUUAAAAUUUUAAUUUCGCAUAUAUUUCCAAAAAUAACCUAAAAAGAUAUACACCAUCACGCACAGCGUCAGCCUGGAAUUUUAGUUUCAUCCGAUGAUUUCCAGCACCGUGAUGUUGUACAGAUGGCCGUCACCAGGAUCCUCGAUUCGUCCCAGAACACCAUUAUUUUUCGGUCAGCGUCACCUCCGCCUGACGAAAAUUUCUCCGAAAAAUCACUGCCGCUGCGAAAAAACUGAUCUUGCUGCAAUGGAGAGAUUAAUUUCAACAGCAUUCUUAUUUCAAUAUGACAUUAUUAUGAACCUACCAGCUUUUGAAGGAUUCUGGAAAUGCUAGAGCUACGCCUUCGAUUCGUUUUCGAAUAAUUUUCUUACUUGUUUACUUUGUAUCCGACGCGCGCCACACAAGUGCAUAUUUCCAUUUAAUUUUAAAUCAAACAUACAAUUUUACACUGUUUGUGAUAUAAAAUUCAUUGACCGCUUGAUUUUUACAUCACGGAAUGUAAAAUUAUAGCAAAACAAUGUAUUUCUAUUCACUUUUUGAAAAAAGACUAAAAUUACAUCAAAAGGAGUUGAAAAUUACAUCGUCUUCGAUUUACACUUGUAAAAAAUUAGACUACUCGUGUUUUAGAUUCCGUAUACUUUUAGAAAUUUUUUGCUGUGUUGCAUUAACUGGGCACUCAACAUCGUUAACUGGACUAGAAAGUCCUAAACUGGCGACCAUCGCCUCAACUGGACUUAUAGUCCGCAACUGGCGAUCAACGCUUGAACUGGACUUGAAAGUCCCAAACUGGCGACUAUCGCCUCAACUGGACUUCUAGUCCGCAACUGGCGAUCAACGCCUGAACUGGACUUGAAAGUCCUAAACUGGCGAUCAUCGCCUCAACUGGACAUCUAGUCCGCAACUGGCGAUCAAUUCCCUAAAAAAAUUAAACAGAUAUGAAAAUGCGUGAAAAUUUAUAUUUCGUAAUUGGAUUUUAAUGUUUUGCCUUCCUCAAACUGAAUUUUGGGUUUCAUUUCUUGACCGUGCAACAAAAAAAAAUCAAUUUAUAAAGUGUUCUAAGUUUAUCGUGUAAAAUCAAAUUCGAAAAUCAAGAUCAUAACAAAACGGAUAAAAUUUUCUCUCUUUCAACUGAUUCUCUCUCUCCAAUGAGAGGGAACUAGUGGCGGCUCCAAGCGGUCGUUAUGUGCUGGCGCUUGCCGACACAGGCCAUUGGAGGAGCUGAACUACAAUCUGUCUAUUACGGAAUCACUGGUGAUGAUUCAGAAGUUUCAGCUGGAACUGAUCCAUAUGAGAAGGCUAAACAAACACUUUCUGACCAUUUUGCCCCAAAACAACACGAAAGCUAUGAAAGAUUUGAGUUCUGGACAUUGAAAAAGGGUGAUGACGAACCUAUUGAGAAAUAUUUGAUUCGCAUUAAACAACAGGCUGAAAAAUGUUAUUUUGGAAAAACGGAAGUUGAAAGUCGCCAGAUUGCAAUUUUAGACAAACUUAACCAAAAUGCUCCAGAAGAACUGCGCCGGAAACUGCUUGAGAAACAACACCUGUCGUUGGAUGAUGCCACACGAAUUGUGAACUCAUUUCAAGCGAUUAAGUACCAAGCAGCUCGAAUGAGUCAGCAAACAAAUGCAACGCAAAUCAAUCGAGUUGAUUUCUCUAGAACAUCGCUCAAUAAAAAUAAAUCUAAAAUGGAGUACAUACCAGCUAAAUGUGCCAUGUGUGGUUUUGCCAGACAUCGUGACGGUAUGAGAUGCCCUGCAGUAGGGAAGCAGUGCUUUCGAUGCCAUGACUACGAUCAUCUAGCUAACAUGUGUCCUCAGAACAUUGAAAGAAUAGCUAAAGGCCGGGAUUCAAAUAAGCGAAAAUGGUCUAGUCAACGGAACCAAAAUUAUGACAAACGACCCAAGUAUGUACAUCGAGUGGAAAGCGAGGAGGAGGAAGACAGAAAAGUGCACUUGUCGGUAUACAGGAUUGAUGAUGAAAAAGAUGAAAUGGUGACUUGUGAAAUCGGAGGUGUUUCUAUUGAAAUGUUAAUUGAUUCAGGUUCAACACACAAUCUAAUCGAUGAUCGAACAUGGGAGUUUAUGAAAAUGAAAGGAGUGUCUUACCAAUCUGAAAGAAAAGAUAGUACCAAACGAUUUUUGGCUUAUGGAAGAGUGCCGUUGAACCUGCUUACAGUGUUUGACGCUACUCUAAAUGUAAUCGAUGGAAACGACAUAAUUACAGCGGAUACAACGUUUUACGUCAUCGAAGGAGGUCAGCAGCCUUUACUGGGCAAAGUAACAGCUCAAAACUUGGGGCUUUUAAGAGUUGGACUGCCAAGCUGCGUCAACAAUAAAGUGAAUCGAGUCAACGUAAACAAGUCCUUUCCAAAAAUCAAAGAUUUUCAGCUGACACUUCCUAUUGAUGAUUCUAUACCAGCAGUUAUACAACCACUCCGUCGUUGUCCUAUUCCUAUGUUGCAUAAAGUGAAAGAAAAGUUGGAUGAGCUUUUGAGCGUAGGUAUUAUCGAGCGUGUUGAUAAACCUUCUCCAUGGGUGUCACCGUUGGUUCCAAUUAUCAAAGACAAUGGAGAUUUACGACUUUGUGUAGAUAUGCGAAAAGCAAACAAAGCUAUACAACGGUUGAAUCAUCCGUUACCAGUUUUCGACAACAUCUUACCAAAAUUAAAUGGAGCAAAAUUUUUCACUACACUUGAUGUCAGGCUUUCCAUCAAGUAGAACUGGCGGAAGAAAGUCGAUAUACUACUACGUUCAUCACAAACUGGGGCUUGUUUCGCUAUACCAGAUUAUUAUUUGGAAUAAAUUACGCUCCUGAAUUCUUCCAAAAUCUAAUGGAGUCAAUUCUAGCAGAAUGCAAAAAUACAGUUGUAUUCAUAGACGACAUAGUUGUCUGGGGAGCUACUGAAAUAGAGCACGAUGACGCAGUUAAAACAACUUUAGCUGCAUUGACCAAAAAAGGCAUUGCUUUGAAUGUAAACAAGUGCCGGUUCAAACAAUGCGAAAUAGACUUUUUGGGACAUAAGCUCUCUGGUAAUGGAGUUGCACCAGCUGAUUCCAAAGUGAAAUCCAUACUACAAUGCAGGCCUCCACAGACGAAAGAAGAACUUCGUAGUUUUCUAGGUUUGGUGACCUACGUCGCAAAGUUUAUUCCCAAUCUUGCUAAAGUUAGUCAUCCUGUCCGACAACUGCUUAAGAAAAACAUCCCGUUUCAAUGGAACACCGAACAUCAAAAAUCAUUUGAAGAACUAAAACGCUUGAUUGGAUCUAUAAAACAUUUGGGCUAUUAUAAUCCCAAGGAUCGCACAGUUUUGAUAACCGAUGCUUCAGGCAAGGGCCUUGGGGCAGUACUGCUUCAAUUUAAAGGAGACUGCCCACGUGUCAUAGGCUAUGCAUCUAAAAGCUUAACUUCCGCAGAACAACGAUAUCCGCCCAUUGAGCAAGAAGCACUGGGCAUCAUAUGGGCAGUAGAAAGAUUCAAAAUUUAUCUGUUGGGAAUAACAUUCACCUUAGAAACCGAUCAUCGGCCGCUUGAAGUUUUGUUCUCCACAAACUCCAGACCUACUGCAAGAAUUGAAAGAUGGGUCCUAAGAUUACAGGCAUUUAGAUUCAACGUUGUGUACAGAAGAGGUAAAUCGAACAUUGCCGAUCCUUUGUCAAGGAUGGCCUCCCACAUACAAGACCUAUCGUGGAGUGAUGAUUCUGAUACAUAUAUUUUCCGUAUUGCAGCAGAAAGUUUAUCCACCCUGAAUGAAAAAUUUGAAAUUACAAAUUUUGAUGAUGGUACGGAAAUAGCAAUAAGAGCUAUCCAAGAAGCAGCUGCGAUAGAUAUAAAUGAGAUAAAAACAGCUACUUCUAAGGAUUUGGAGAUGAAUGCUAUACAAAACGCAUUAAUGGCAAACGAAUGGAAAGCGGAAAAUCUUAAACCAUAUUCUGCAUUUCGAGAUGAGUUUUCAUACAUUAACGGCUUGAUUAUGCGGGGUUCUAAGCUGGUCAUCCCGUUUGAACUAAGAGCAAGGAUGUUAGUAUUGGCUCACGAAGGCCAUCCUGGUCAGUCUGCUAUGAAACGUCGACUGAGGGACCGCUGUUGGUGGCCUAAUAUGGAUCAAGAAGCAGUACGUAUAUGUGAAAAGUGCGAAGGGUGUCGAUUGGUUUAGACAUCAGAUCCACCCGAACCCAUGCAACGUAGAUGUCUACCUUCUAAACCAUGGGUGGACAUUGCAAUUGAUUUUCUGGGUCCGAUGCCAACAGGAGAGUAUAUUUUGGUAGUUAUUGACUAUUUCAGUCGAUAUGUGGAACUAGAGGUUAUGAACAUGAUAACGGCUAAAGAGACUGUCAAAAGGUUAUCCAAAAUUUUUGGCGUUUGGGGAAAUCCCAUCACAAUCACUCUGGAUAACGCUAAGCAAUUUGUGUCUUCUGAAAUGGAUGAUUUUUGUAAAAUAAAAGGGAUUCAUUUGAAUCAUAUCACACCGUAUUGGCCGCAAGCCAAUGGGGAGGUGGAAAGGCAGAAUCGUACACUGUUAAAACGCUUAAAAAUUGCAAACGCUAUAAACGGGAACUGGAAAUCAGAAAUUGCCAAUUAUCUCGAAAUGUAUAACAACACCCCACACUCGACCACUGGGAAAGCACCGAGUGAACUGCUCCAAAAUAGGAAACUCCGAUUUAAAUUACCGGACGCAGGAGAUCUUGAAACAACGCCCGUAUCGACUGAUUAUUCUGAUCGUGAUGCAAUCCUCAAGAGAAAAGGAAAGGAAACAGAAGACCAAAAACGUAACGCAAAGGAGAAUUACAUUAAAGCUGGCGAUACAGUGCUCAUGCGCAACCUACUUCCGGGGAAUAAACUCUCAACGAAUUUCUUACCCGAGAAAUUUAUAGUUGAAGAACGAAACGGUUCAGAAUGUCGAAUCAAAUCCAUUGAAACAGGUAAAACAUUCAACAGGAACGUAUCUCACUUGAAAAGAAUUUCAGAUGAGUUUACGGAAUCAACAGCGAACACCGAAACAACCACAGAACUAUCAUCUUUACAGCCGAGAAGAUCUACACGACUUAGGGCUUAUCAAGCCGUUCUUAAAAAUGACAAAGAGUGAUCAAUCAAAUAUCUUUUCAUUGUUAAAGAAAAAUAAUCAUUGAUAUUGAAAUUUAAAAUUAAAGUAUAACAAAAGAAAAAUCUGUUCAAAAUAAUAAUGUUUUAUUUAUUUCAAGGAAAGGGAGAUGUGGUGAUGUACGAAAUCCGCAGCAU